Molecule: messenger RNA, 3287 nt
Organism: Dicentrarchus labrax (European seabass)
Lineage: Eukaryota; Metazoa; Chordata; Actinopteri; Moronidae
Gene: arl10
Product: ADP-ribosylation factor-like 10
Exons: 4
Coding region: 177-848 (223 amino acids)
Molecular function (GO): GTPase activity; GTP binding
Source: RefSeq, a predicted model, not a curated record
CGUCUCGAAACAAAAACAAGCGGAGCGAGCUCGGUCACAUGUAGAGCGAGCAGCGGCAGCAGAGCAAGAGGAAGGAAGAGGGAGCUGCAGUUGGUCUGAACACUGUCGGAGUGUAGGAAGCAGUGAAACCCGCUCCAGGCUCUCCGGUUCCAGUCGCCGAUCGGUGCCCUCCACAUAUGGUUCUCCUCCGGCACAUCUCCAUCGCCCUGACCGCCGCCGUGGCUGCCCUGGGCUCCGCUCUCUUCAUCGCCUUGAACUUCUUCUACAAGAGGCGAAUAUGGUCACCACAGGCAGAGUACUGCACGAUCAAAGAGGAGGAAGAAGAGCGUGGAAAGCGUCAGGUCCUGGUCCUAGGUCUGGACGGGGCCGGGAAGAGCAGCAUGUUGCAGGGUUUGACCCCUGGGGAGUCAGCGGCUAAGAGAGGCCGCUGCCGGCCCACCCGUGGCUUCAACUUCAUGAGCCUCAACGCCCCCGCCUGUCAGCUCGACUUCCUGGAGAUUGGUGGAGCGGAGGACCUGCGGCGCUACUGGUCGGACUACCUGAGAAGGACUCACGUUCUGGUGUAUGUGGUGGACUCCUCGGACAGGAGCCGCUUACCAUUGGCUAAGGCUGAACUGCACCGCCUGCUGAGGGUGGAGCCCCAGCUUCCUGUGGUCGUCCUGGGAAACAAGCAGGAUAAGCCCAAUGCUGUGAGUGUGUCGGAGCUGCAUGAAGCCUUGUCUCUGGACUCCGUGACCGAGGACAGGAAGCUGUUCCUCUUGGCUGCCCAGCUGGGCUCUGACGGAGCCCUGAGGAACUCCUGCCGGGGUCUGGACACCUUCCAGGACCUCCUGCUCCAGCUCGUCUGAUCUCACCUCCCCCCAUGCAGGGCAGAAGAGUAGGAGCUGGAGGGAUGAAAAAACAAAGGGAUGGCUUAAAGCAAUCUUCCUCCUCCUCUUCCUCCUCCUUGUUUAAGCUCUGGCUUAUUUGAGGCAGAGGAGGAGGAGAUGACGAAGACUGCAGGAACUGAGGCAGUGAAAUUACUGAAUCAAAGGAGACUGAGAAGAUGCCAAGACGAGAUUGAGCACAAAGCCUUGCAGUGCCUCCUCGUCUUCCUCCUCCCCCUGUUCAAACUACGUCAGUUCGGCUUUAGAAAAAGCGGCUUCUGAAGGCGCCUUCAGCUCAUCUCGUGUUACACUUUUCUUUUUCGCACGUUACUCACCGCAGAAGAGGAGGUGCAGAGCGAGGAGGACGAGGACAGAAGGUGGGACAGAAGGACGAAGGUUUGUUCUGUGACUCAGAACCAAUAUGUUCACCUCCUGCCAAUGAUUCAGACUUUGGACUAGGCUUAAUGUCAACCUGUGACAGGUUCAUUUAAGCAUGUAUAAUACACACAAGCAUGUAUAUAAACUGAAAUAUGUAACGUUGGCAUAUACUGAUUUCAUCUGGUGUGCUGUUUCUGAAAACCUUUAGUGUAUGAUCAGAGAAGUCAUCAGAGCAGAACAGGUAAUAUUCAGGGUAAUAUCCCCCCCCCCCACUAAAGCUGCACAAGCUCGGUGAAUUCAUUGACUGGGUGUUUGGUAGAUACUCGCUGACUUUUACACUGAGGCUUUUCUGAGAUCUUGGGGGAUUUUCGGAGGGAAUUUAGAAGGACCCCCUGACAUUUUGAAAAGCAGUCCGGUAAUUCUCUUCUCACGUUGUGAUCAGAUUGUGAGAGAAAGUUUUUCAUUACUUUCUUCGCAACACUUUUAAGCUUCUUCAUUUGAAAACCAAUUCCAACAACACUACACUACACUACAUUACAGCGCACUACCACAUAUCACUCAACUGUCUUUUCCCAAUAUCAGCCAAAUAAGGUAAAUACAUUAAACCUACAAUCAGAAGACACUGACGCUUUAAACAGAACUAUGUACAGACACAAUCGGUCAUACAAGGUCAAAAUGUUCUUAAAGAAGAAACCUUCCCCUCAAGGAAAGUAAAGAUAAGAUCUGAUUUCAGUUGUACUCAUCAUUCUGUGUUCAUUUAAGGAUUUGAGCUGAAUGCUUUCAGUCCCUUUAAGCCCUUACACACCCUUAGACAAAGAUUAGUAUCCAUUUAGACACACAUCCUUGAAUUUAAAUGCAGAUGUGAGGUAUUUGACUUUAGUGCUACUUGUACAGAUAAACUGGAAUUGGCUAGAUUCUUAAUGCUGUAGGCUAUGUGUGCAACAGUGUUUAGUAAUGACGCACAAUUUUUUAAUCAGCGUGAAGUUGUUUUCACAGUAACUAAGACUUGGUUGGUGGUUUGUUGUAUGGACACUGUCUUUAUAACCACUGACUGCCUGUUAUUCUUGUCUUUAUGUGUUAUGUAAAUGGGACUGUUGUGUAUGAAUUCAUGCAUGCCUUUAUGUUUUGUUGGUUUCUUUUAAAAAAUAAUUUACGUAUUUAAGUUUCCAUUGGUUAAUCUAGUCUUAAAGGGGAAUUCCACCCUUUUGGUGGUGUUGGGCAGUACUAUAUGUAAUGUCCCUCAAGGAUUUCACAGGAUUUUGGUGGGAUUGUUGUGGCCUAAAAUGCCUAAUUUUAAUGAAAUGUAAAAAUAUUAAUAAAAUAUUUGAGAUUUUUUUAUUUGUAUAAUUAAUAAAAAAUUUGAGGCGACUUGUUCCAGUGAGAAUAAAAGUGCACUUUUUGGACAGGGUACAUGUGAGACAUUCGUGUUGCGCAGAAUUCACAGAGAUUGAUUGAAUUAGCUUUAAUUGUUGCGAUCAAAACAUCUCAAUUUCCUGGAGCGACUGAUUUGUGAAAACAGUUGUAUAUAGCCUUUCCAGGGGGAGCUGUGUAAAGUCCGAUAAAUGGCCUCAAGUUAUGUGACUUGAGUCAGUCAGGCAUCAGUGGAAGACUAUAGAUCUGGAGGUCUGGAGUUAGAAAAGUAGUGACCUUACCAGACCUCUGUAUCCUGCUCCUGAUCUCUGCUGCAGGCUGGAGUCUCCAGGCUACAUUAGUCGCUACUAGCACAACACACAUCAAUCUCUUACCUAACUAUCAGUGGUCAAGUUGCAUUGUGGGUAAUGUAAAUGUCAGGUUUUGACAAGGAAGCAGAAUGCAUGGAAUAAAAAAGAUUAAGUCUCUGGUUCAGAUUUCUUCUUUUUUUUACUGUUCGUCUAACAGUGUUACAGAAGUGAAAUGUCAAAUAGGUGGAGUACUCUUUCAAUGUGUUUCUCUAGAAACAAUGGAAAACAGUCUGUAACUGUGAUGAGAUAAAGUCUCUUGUUUCAAACUUUUUUUUCAUUCCUUGCAGUAUUACUGUAAUAAAGUAGUAUACCCAAACAAGAA